Messenger RNA from Medioppia subpectinata, 510 nucleotides. NCBI's taxonomy places the organism in Eukaryota, Metazoa, Arthropoda, Arachnida, Sarcoptiformes, Oppiidae. The record is from the annotation of a GenBank genome assembly.
AUGUCAAUUAAUAACGUGACUUUUCGCUAUAAAACAAACCGUGUUUUGGCUAAUAUUUAUGCGCGAAUACCUGAAAACAAGAUCUACGGUUUGCUGGGGCCGAGUGGGGCCGGGAAGACAACCUUGCUCAAAUUGAUUCUGGGUCGGAUACAUCUGCAAAGUGGCUCAAUCACUGUAUUGGGCACUCAAUGUGGCCGUAAUAAUAGGCUCAUCGGUUAUAUGCCUCAGGAUUGUGCUCUAUGUCUUCAAUUGACUGUAAAGCAAACACUUUUAUAUUUUGCUAAUUUAUAUCACAUUUCAAAGAGUAAAUUCAAAGACAGAAUUCUAGAAUUAAAUACAAAGCUAGGACUUCCAAAUAUGAGCAAAUCUGUUGGCCAACUGUCUGGUGGGAAACAAAGACAACUGUCUCUGGCGUUAGCACUCCUACAUCAGCCCAAACUGUUAAUUCUUGACGAACCGACGGUGGGAACUGACCCCGAGUUGGGCGACAAGAUAUGGCGCUAUUUGCAC